Messenger RNA from Lynx canadensis (Canada lynx), 3221 nucleotides. RefSeq names its product popeye domain containing 3 (gene POPDC3). Gene Ontology annotation, molecular function: cAMP binding. The transcript has 3 exons. The record is from RefSeq and is a predicted model, not a curated record. Lineage: Eukaryota; Metazoa; Chordata; Mammalia; Carnivora; Felidae. Bases 1817 to 2692 code for a protein of 291 amino acids. Gene Ontology annotation, cellular component: sarcolemma.
UUUAAAGAGGAGAAAUUAAACAUGUUCAGGGUGCUGGUCUGCCCCGAACCUCAUCAUCUCACAGAGUGACAGGGGGAGGCAGUAAUUAGGGGCCACAGGAUGUUUAAAGUGCCUUGGAAAGUAGCUUAAGUAAAAAUAACAGUGUAAGUUAUAGGUUUGUUGUUUUGUUGGUUUUUCUUUUUGUAAUGAUUCACCUGGCACUGUUCUUAAAGUCGUUAUUUGCUGAGAAAAGAAUCACUGUCCAAGAUGAAAAACCAACAACAGUGGCUCCUUUAUUUCUAUCUCCAGUCCUGUUGGUGAUCAUACUUACGUUUCUCUUUUUUACUUCAGCUAAGUCAUUUUCACGUCUAUGUGUUUUGUUUUGUUUUUUCCUACGAGACAAGAUCUGUGCUAUCUGAUACUUCAUUAACAGGUGUUCUGGAGAUAAUCUAGCCCCAAAAUAAAAACACUAAAUAUAGCACUCAAGUUCAAGGCUUCUGAAUGUUAUUAUGACUUAAAAAUUCAAUCUAAUGGAUGCUUCACACCGAAACUAUUUAUUGUUAAGAAACCUGGUGGUAAAUGAUGCACAUCCUACAGCUCCAUCAUCCUGGUUAAAUCCCUCCUGACUCAGAUCACACAUUAGCAUUCUUACCAUAUGGCUCAAAGGGUAGAGAAUAUAUGCGCAGAGGAACAAGUCGGUAACAUUUUUUGACCAUCUGGUAAAUAAAUGUGUAAGUAGCAGGAAUUUUAAUAUUUAUUUAGUUACAUGGACACAACCUUUGACCUGAGACAGGCUCUAACACAGUAAAGUAGAACUGAAUUUACAUUUCUCAAAUAUUUUUUAUCUAACUCAUUAAACAUAUUCAUAGUCUACUAUUAUGCUCUUAAAAUCCAACACCUAAUCAUGUGUUUCUUAUGUUUAUUGUUUUAUCAGGGCUCCUUACAGUGCGCAACUUAAAUAUCUUUCAUGAGAGGCCAUAUGUUUGGAUCCAGCAUACAGGCUUAUGUGCUGAAGUUCUGCUCUACCCCAACCACUGUGUGACCUGGAUAAAUUACUUGACCUCUCUGAGCCUUGAAUUCUUCAUUUGUAAAGAGAAAAUAACAUUGUCAAACAGUUAUCCCUCAAAGGGUGGGCCAUGAAAUGCCAUGGGUUGAUACAUCAAAAUCAUGUGGGGGACAUUGUCAAAAUACCAACACAUAGGCCUCACCCUCAGAGAUUCUGACUCAAUAUGCCUGGAAACAGCCUAGAAUCUGUAUUUUUAGUCACUGUCAUAAGUGAUUCUGAGGUACACCGAGCUAUUAUUAUGAAGACUAGUUGAUUAUAGCACCUAGUUUCCUAGGAAGAUAUGUGGGUAGCUAAUUCUAACAAAUACUAAAAUUCUGUAAAUAAUUUGUUAUUAUUAUUAUUAUUAAGCAUAACCCUAAAUAUAUAAAUUUUAUAUCCUAGAAACUUAACAUUUGACAGCAUUCAUGCUUAAAAUAUUCCAACUUCACAGAAAAUAGGAUGUCAGUUUGAAUGCUGGUGAUUCAUUAAAUAUACCUCUCGAUUUUUGUGUAAUUAGAUCCUUCCUUUUUUCUUGUCCAGGAAACCACAAAACAUUUUUGGACUAGAUCUAAAUCAGGAGCCCAAAUGAACUUAAAGAAGCUAGCAUGGGAUUUUUAGUUUCUCAAGAUCCAUACACACAAAACCCUUAAUCACUACAACUCCAUUGCCCAGGCUUUCGUGGGUUUUCUAAAGACUUUGCGAAAUUCUGAUGAUGGAAGAGUGAGGGACUUAAUUACUUGCUUCGAUAUCAUUCAACGUCAACGGCAAAGUGAACCAGACAGUAGUACCGCCAUGGAAAGAAAUUCAAGCUUAUGGAAGAACCUAAUAGAUGAGCACCCAGUCUGCAGCACCUGGAAGGAAGAGGCCGAAGGAGCCAUUUAUCAUCUCGCCAGUAUUUUAUUUGUAGUAGGUUUCAUGGGUGGCAGUGGAUUCUUUGGGCUCCUUUACGUCUUCAGUUUGCUGGGUUUGGGUUUUCUCUGCUCUGCCGUCUGGGCUUGGGUCGACGUCUGUGCAGCCGACAUAUUUUCCUGGAAUUUUGUACUGUUCGUCAUCUGCUUCAUGCAGUUUGUCCACAUUGCCUAUCAAGUUCGCAGCAUAACUUUUUCUCGCGAAUUCCAGCUAUUGUACAGCUCCCUUUUCCAGCCUCUGGGGACCUCUUUGCCUGUCUUCAGAACAAUUGCUCUGAGCUCUGAAGUGGUUACUUUGGAAAAGGAACACUGUUACGCCAUGCAGGGGAAAACCUCCAUUGAUAAGCUCUCCCUUCUUGUUUCGGGAAGGAUCCGAGUGACCGUUGACGGCGAAUUUCUGCAUUACAUUUUCCCCUUCCAGUUCCUGGAUUCUCCCGAGUGGGACUCCCUGAGACCCACAGAGGAAGGCAUUUUUCAGGUGACCCUCACAGCAGAGACUGAUUGUCGAUAUGUGUCUUGGAGGAGAAAGAAAUUAUAUUUGCUCUUCGCUCAGCAUCGUUACAUCUCCCGCCUGUUUUCAGUUUUAAUUGGAAGUGACAUUGCAGAUAAACUCUAUGCCUUGAAUGACAGAGUAUAUACAGGGAAAACAUACCACUACGAUAUUCGGUUACCCAACUUCUAUCAAAUGUCAAGUCCAAAACUACCCAAAUCACCCCUGACAGAACAUUUCCGGAACUCCAGACCGUAUUGUGAUAAAUGACUUUGAAGUGUGUAGUUUUUUAAUUAUAAAAAGACUCUCUUCAUCAUUCCCCAGAUGAAAUACAGUGAAUUGUGCUCACCAGUAUUUUUAUAACUCAGACUCUGAGGCAAGGUGCCGCUGCCAGCUGCUUUAUUCAUCUCAACUUUUGCGUUGCGAAUAAAGUUUACAAAUUUCUCUGUAUUUCUUAUUGGAAUAAAUGGGGGGGGGAUGAAUAACUACGGGAAGUUUGUCCUUUUCUGUGUCAGAACUGGGAAAUGAAAUUUUGCGUUCUCGAAUAUUUCCUCAGAUUUAUUCAAAUCUUAUGUCUUGCCCUAUUGAGUUAGGCACUGCUUCUCAAGAAGCAGCCAGAAAGUGCUCUCAGCAUGAGAGCAGGUUGCCACCGUCCACAUCAGUGUUUCCAGAAUUCACUUUUUGCUACAGCCUCUGAGGAAAGCAAGAUGUAGUCUUGUGGUGGGCAGCAAUUAUUUAUUUUAAAUGUAAAGGUAUUUAAUAUGAGUGGAAAGUAGAAUAAAUGCAAGAGAUGAUAACA